Molecule: messenger RNA, 324 nt
Organism: Pichia kudriavzevii
Lineage: Eukaryota; Fungi; Ascomycota; Pichiomycetes; Pichiales; Pichiaceae
Exons: 1
Coding region: 1-324 (107 amino acids)
Biological process (GO): cytoplasmic translational elongation
Cellular component (GO): cytosolic large ribosomal subunit; ribosome
Molecular function (GO): structural constituent of ribosome
Source: RefSeq, a predicted model, not a curated record
AUGAAGUACUUAGCUGCAUAUCUUUUAUUACAACAAGGUGGUAACGCAUCUCCAUCUGCUGCUGACAUUAAGACUCUUUUAGAAUCUGUUGGUUCUGAAGUUGAACAAUCCAACAUUGACUUAUUAUUAGCUUCCUUAGAAGGUAAGUCUGUUGAUGAAUUAAUUGCAGAAGGUGCAACCAAGUUAGCAUCUAUUUCUACUGGUUCUGCUGCUGCAGGUGCUUCUGCAGGUGCUGCUGCUUCCGGUGAAGCUGCUGCUGAAGAAGAAGUUGAAGAAGCAAAGGAAGAAUCUGAUGACGACAUGGGUUUCGGUUUAUUCGACUAA